This is a messenger RNA of Cimex lectularius (bed bug), 1216 nucleotides long. RefSeq lists its product as uncharacterized. Bases 215 to 1132 code for a protein of 305 amino acids. The transcript has 6 exons. The record is from RefSeq and is a predicted model, not a curated record. Gene Ontology annotation, molecular function: oxidoreductase activity. Lineage: Eukaryota; Metazoa; Arthropoda; Insecta; Hemiptera; Cimicidae.
AUUUUUAUAUAUUUAAAUCAUGGUCAGUUUCGCCUGUUGUCGUCGGUGUGACUGACUUUUUCACGUAGUACAAAAUUAAUUUUUCAAUGUUAGGCACAGUUUGAACCACAGGAGAAAACCUUUCGUGCGGAGACUCGAAAUUUCACUGCCUUUUAUUUUACUGUCAAUUCUAGAAACGAAAAAUCUGAAAAACAUCUCACAAAAAUAGAAAAAAAUGACUUACGUAGGGACGAAAAGAUGCAUCGAUAUAGCAGAACCCAAGAAGGCACGGGUGACAUUGAAAAACGGCGAAAAGAUGCCCGUCCUCGGAUUUGGCACAUACAAAAUGUCAGAUAAGCAUGUUUUGGAAGCGGCCUUAGAAACUGCCAUCUCCAAUGGUUAUCGCUUGAUUGAUACUGCAAGCACUUAUGACAAUGAAGAUUUAAUUGGAGAUGCUUUGAAAAAUGUUUUAGCCAAACUGCAAAUCAAUCGCAAUGAACUCUUUAUAGUUUCAAAACUAUCUCCCAAGGAGCACGGAAGGGACAAAGUUAAGAAAGCUGUGACGACUUCUUUGAAAAAGUUACAGCUUAAUUAUUUAGAUAUGUUUUUAAUACAUUGGCCAGGAGCUGGGAACUUAAAGCCGAAUCAUCCUCAAAACAAGACGUUACGGAAAGAAUCUUGGCAUGAGUUGGAGUCGUGUGUCCGAGACGGGCUUGUUAAGUCGAUUGGAGUGUCGAAUUAUACUUUUCCCCAUUUAGAAAAUCUGUAUUCAUACUGUAGCAUUGAACCAUCAGUCAAUCAAGUAGAGUUUCACAUUCAUUAUCGGCAGAAGGACGAUAUAAUAAACUUCUGUAGCAAUAGGAAUCUUUUGUUACAAGCUUAUGGUUCAUUUGGGGGCGAAGAAGGAGCAAAUGUUCUAUUAAAUGAUCCAACGGCUGUACAAGUUGCUCAAGAUUUGAAAGUCACUGUGCCUCAGUUGCUGUUAAGGUGGUCUUUGCAAAAAGGCUUUGCUGUAAUUCCAAAAUCCUCCAAGCCUGAAAGGAUUCAGGAAAAUUCCCAAUUGAAUUUUGUUAUCCCUCCUGAAAAGAUGAAGGCAUUAGAUGGCAUAACAACAAGAAAAAAGUACGACUGGAAUCCUGAUGAUAUUGUCUGAAUAAUAUUAGAACACAUCUGUCUUUUUGCAAACUGCCAAAAUACAAAUAAAUUUUAAAUAUACUUGGUUUGGUUUUUGAGCUGA